AGGAAAAGAGGCCAGUGUUCUGGGAUCCCACCUGUCACCCACAGAUGCGAUCGCAGAGGAGUGCACAAUUUAAGACCGACAAACUGGACAUGGUGUCACUGUCUUCCUACGUUGUCGGUGAUGGACGCCUUUAGCCUCAAGAUCUCCUGCCUGGUUCCUCUGGUCCUUCUUCCCAUUCUCUCGCUGGCCAGAGUGACCACAUUUGACCAGUGCGACCAGUUCUUUCUGAACGGAUUGAGCCCCACUGUCCUGAGGGAUCCCAGCAACAGCGGCCGCUACCAGCAGAUAUGCCAGUGCCUCGUCGACCAGAACGGGAAGCCGCAGUACUUUUACGCCACCCUGUAUGACACUCAGAACAAGAUGCCCGUCUAUUCUGCUUAUAUUCUCAGCCACGUCAAUAUGGACAGGGACGAUCGCUGGUAUGUUGAGCCACAGAUUGACGGUGGCAAGUUUGAGUGUAUGGGAGGGCAAAACCAGAUCCCCAUAGCCAACCGAGGCCAGAGGCAGGCUCUGAACAGAGACUAUGACGGCUCUGGCUAUGACAAAGGCCACCUGUUCCCGGUGUACCACACGUCCACCAAAUACGCCAUGCUGGCGACCUCCACCCUGACCAACGCUGCCCCACAGGACCCCACCUUCAACAGGGGCAGGUGGAGGGUCCACGAGGAAGGGCUGGUGGAGCUGGCUAAGGACUGCCUGCAAGCCUUCACAGUCACUGGAGUCGUGCCUGGGAACAGCCAGAUCGGGGAUGGAGUGAGGGUGGCCAAGCACUACUGGAGCGCCCUCUGCUGUGUGAAAAAGGAAGGGCGUCUCUCUCAAGCGUUCAUAGGACCAGAUAAUAACGGGAAGGUUCAGGGGUUAAGUGUGAAGGACUUGGAGACACGGCUGAGUGGACCCGACCAUUUGAACACUGUUUUUUCUGUAUUCAGGGGUGGAUGUUGAUCACAACAAGAUCAUAGCUUUGUCUUGACUUGAGGUGCGUGUUGUAUUUCUACAAUAAAUGAGACAUAUUGUUUUGAUGUCCACUUUUUGUUUCUAAAACAGAUAUUUUCAUUCCUUGGUUUUGAUUGGCUCAGCUGAAUGGUCAAUCGAUAUAGUAAAACCCAGUGCAAACUAUCAGCGGUGCUCCACUUCACGUUGUGCCUACCAACACCACUUAGCUGUUCUAAAAUCACUGGAAUCAAUCUGCAGUCUCUUGGGGCUUGUUGCCUAAAUGUUUUGAUCAUCUCUUGUGAAAUGCUUCCCCAUAAACAGGCAACCAGUGACCAAGCAUGCUUUAAUGAUUAACUACAGUAGGAAAAAGGAACGAGAUAGUAACCAGCUUACAUCAACUGACAUCAACUUUACUGUUUGUGACACCCUGAGACUAAAAUAUGCUCUUAAAUCCUCUUUCUUAUCCAGUU
Messenger RNA from Sardina pilchardus (European sardine), 1403 nucleotides. RefSeq names its product endonuclease domain-containing 1 protein. Gene Ontology annotation, molecular function: metal ion binding; nucleic acid binding; hydrolase activity. NCBI's taxonomy places the organism in Eukaryota, Metazoa, Chordata, Actinopteri, Clupeiformes, Clupeidae. The transcript is spliced from 2 exons. The record is from RefSeq and is a predicted model, not a curated record. Bases 121 to 942 code for a protein of 273 amino acids.